AUGAAAGGGGGUUCAAUUCAAUCUCGCCGGAAAUCCCAAAAGUCGGGUAUGGAGAGGGUAGAGUGUAGGCAGACAUUACCCCUACCUCUGAGGGCUGUUUUCCAAAGUGUAGUUGGUCGUCCUCGUCAUACUGGCAUCAUGGUUGGAAUUGGAGGAAAAGAUGCCUAUAUUGGUGAUGAUGUUCCGUCUGAAAGAGGUAUUUUGUUUCUGAAAUAUCCCAUUGAAUGUGGCAUAGUAAGAAUGGAGAAACUCUGGCAUCACAAAUUUUACAAUGAACUCCGUGUUGCUCCUGAUGAGCAUCCCAUUCUUCUGUUCGACGCACCACUUAACCCCAAGAUAAAUACAGAGAAGAAAAUGACUCAAAUCAUCUUUGAGACACCGAAUGUUCCAGUCAUGUAUGUUGCAAGCCAGGCCAUUCUUUCUCUUUUUGCUAAUGGUCGUACAACUGGUAUUAUUCUUGAUUCUGGUGAUGGUAUGACCCACACUAUCCCAAUCUAUGAGGGACAUGUACUUCCCCAUGCUAUCUCACGGAUAGCUCUUGGUGGUCGUGAUCUUACACAUCUCAUGAAGAUUCUCAUGGAGGGUCCUUACAUAUUUAAUAAUUGCAGAAGUGAUACGCCUCAUCAUAUGAAGGAGACGAUUGCUAAGAAGGCAAAAAAUUGCUCAAAAUUAGUUGACAAUGGCUAUGAGCUUCCUGAUGGAAAAAUGCGGAUACCGAAGGCCGAGUAUGAUGAAUGUGGUCCUGUGUUGGUUCACAGGAUGUGCAUCGUGGUUUGA
This is a messenger RNA of Solanum verrucosum, 777 nucleotides long. RefSeq lists its product as uncharacterized. The record is from RefSeq and is a predicted model, not a curated record. Lineage: Eukaryota; Viridiplantae; Streptophyta; Magnoliopsida; Solanales; Solanaceae.